AUGCAGUUCCCGUUUCACGCCCGAGGGACACUCUCUGACAGCAGAGGGAGAUGUGAGGCCAGUGAAGCAGCACUGGGGGCCCCGCACAUGGUCCCCGUUGGCUCCUCUCCUCUCUCCUCGCCCACAGCUAACCGGCUCUCUCCCCUGACAAUGAGCGGCUGCUUCCGGGCCCUCCCGUCUGCUCCUCCUAAUCGGCAGUGUCAAACAGCGGAGGAGCAUCCAGCGCUGUCGCCACGGAAACGCGCCGCCUGUCAAUCACCUGCUCAGAGCCCAGGCGCGCCAGCCGGAGUGGAGCUGCUCGGUGGUCUUAGUCCUACCCCAGGUUCAAAACACUCUCCAAAUCCUCACGGAGCCUGCAUCGUCCCCUGGGAUCUGCUCUACACUGUCAUAUCUCCCGCUGCUCGUCAUCACAGCUGCAGCACCAUCAGUCACAGAGGCCCCCCGGAGAGGCCCUUGUCCCACUGGGCCCUGUAUGUCAGCAGGGGCCCAGAGCUGCCGUUUAGCCCUGAUUUGUGUGAGGACCCUCAAGUGGUCACGCUCAUCAGGGAGACAUCAACGAGGAUUUACAAAGCUUACCGAGAAAUUGAGACGAGGCAGUGA
Knipowitschia caucasica is the source of this 600-nucleotide messenger RNA. NCBI's taxonomy places the organism in Eukaryota, Metazoa, Chordata, Actinopteri, Gobiiformes, Gobiidae. The record is from the annotation of a GenBank genome assembly.